AUGCCAGUUGAUAUUGCACCAGUUGUAUAUGGGAACUUCGACACACACUUCUAUGCGGGCCAGGAUGAGGUUGGCAGUGACGGUGUGUUGAGGAUUGCCAAGGCUUACAGACAGAAGGCGAAGCAUCCCGAGUUUUUGCCCACUUGGGAUCCACGCCAGAAGUAUCCUCCAUUGGAAUUCUUCAAGUACGAGGACCCAGCAUUGAGAGCUGAUCCAUCGUUCCCCAACUUGCUGAACGGGAAGACAUCGUUGAAGCCUAUUACUCCCAAGCUCGGUACCGAGAUUCGUGGGCUUCAAUUGACGAAGCUUAGCGAUGCUGCCAAGGACGAAUUGGCUUUGCUUGUGGCCCAGAGAGGUGUUGUUGUGUUAAGAGACCAGGAUUUUGUCGACCAAGGUCCAGGUUAUGCUGAGGAUUACGGCAGACACUUUGGGAAAUUGCACAUCCACCAGACUUCUGGUGCGCCAGAGGGCCAUCCUCACUUGCACAUCACUUUCAGACGUCCAGACCGUAAAGAGUUUGACAGAGUGUUCCAAGACGCUGCUUCUUCUGUUUCUUUCCACACGGAUGUGUCCUACGAGCUGCAGCCUCCAUCUUACACUUUCUUUGCGCAGUUGGAAGGUCCUGAGUCCGGCGGUGAUACGUUGUUUGCCGAUACCAUUGAAGCGUAUGAACGUUUGUCCCCACACUUCCAGGAAUUCUUGAGUACGUUGCACGUCAUUCACUCUUCGAAGGAGCAGGCGUUCAGUUCCAAGGCGAACGGUAGUAUCCAGAGAAGAGCGCCCGUGACGCACAUCCACCCAUUGGUUAGAGUGCACCCUGUGUUGAAGAAGAAGUGUUUGUUUGUGAACAGGGCCUUUUCGCGGAAGAUUGUUGAGUUGAAGAGCGGCGAGUCUUCUCACCUAUUGGACUUUUUGUACGGUAUCAUCGAGUCUGGCCACGACUUGCAAUUGCGUGCCAAGUGGGAACCAGGUACCGUGGCCAUCUGGGACAACAGAAGAACUCAGCACUCUGCCAUUGUCGAUUGGGAGGACCCUGUCACCAGACACAACGUCAGAAUUACUCCACAGGCUGAGAGACCUGUUGAAGACUUGAAGUACUUGAACGACCCAACUUACUACCCACACACUGACGAGGACGAUGAAUACAGAGGAUACCCAAGCCGCAAGUACUGA
Molecule: messenger RNA, 1173 nt
Organism: Kluyveromyces marxianus DMKU3-1042
Lineage: Eukaryota; Fungi; Ascomycota; Saccharomycetes; Saccharomycetales; Saccharomycetaceae
Gene: JLP1
Product: sulfonate dioxygenase
Exons: 1
Coding region: 1-1173 (390 amino acids)
Biological process (GO): sulfur compound catabolic process
Cellular component (GO): cytoplasm
Molecular function (GO): sulfonate dioxygenase activity
Source: RefSeq, a predicted model, not a curated record